Molecule: messenger RNA, 1926 nt
Organism: Diutina rugosa
Lineage: Eukaryota; Fungi; Ascomycota; Pichiomycetes; Serinales; Debaryomycetaceae
Exons: 1
Coding region: 1-1926 (641 amino acids)
Source: RefSeq, a predicted model, not a curated record
AUGAGUCUAUUUUUGAAGCUACCUGAGGAGAUAUUCCACCUGGCGUUAUCGUUUGUUGAUAUCCCUUCAGUUUGUCGACUAUACGUGGCAUUGGCUCCUCGCCACGGCCAAAUGGUGGCGGACUAUCUCGCCAAUAAAACCAUUUGUGUAAGUCCCAACGCAUUGGUAACGGGUGAUCCUGACUAUAUUGGGUUUGCUUUACUUGAACAGCUCCCGCCUUGUCACGUUAAAGUGGUAUUGCCCGUGUUUUCACACCAGCUUGUUCCCGAAUGGUUUAAGCGCCGCCGCUUCACGCUGGUCCACGUGGUCCUCGAGGGAAAUCCACCACUGAUGCCUUUUGAUUUGAACUCGUGGCAAAUGCAUAUCGACACGUUGGAAGUGGUGGGGUUUGGCAAAGAAUUUGAGUACCACUGUGGUGACGACGAAACCCGAGUUAUCCUCAAAGAGUGCGAUAAAUUCUCAAUUACUGGGGGGUCCAUCACAUCAUUUGAGGUGUUCAAUGAUGAAGUAGACCCGGAAGAGAUUGGGUUAGUUCCUUUACUGACCCAGAAGCUUAUUCUCCCCAUUGGUACUGCCUACAAUGCCACUGAGCUCUCUAACUUAAAACAUGUGGAUGGAGGCAGUAUUUAUAAUGUUCCUUGGUCACAGCUACAAGUGUACAGUGGUACUUCAGCCCCUCAAGUGUCCCAUUUGCCGGAAUUGCGAGAAUUCAACAGUGUGAUUAAUGACGAUUCGUUCACGUUCAAAAGCAAAAACUGUCCAAAACUCGAGAAAGUGGCGUUACGACAAGCAAUGCACAUCCACGCCUCAACUUCAAAUAUUUCAGAGCUAUUCACGGAGUCGCAAAUGGCUCAAUUGGUGUCGCUUAAGGUGCCCACGUACCUGGUGCUUGACACCACUCCCUUGAUCAAUUUACAAGAAUUGCGUAUGAGAACAGAUGCAGUCAUUACUGAACGACUUCCUUUACCGCCAUCAGUAACCACAUUACAGGUUUACUCGCAAUGGCUGGUGGAGGGUAUCCCCGCUCAACUCAAAACCUUUUUAUUUUUUGGCGAUGGCGAUGAGUGUCAUGUUUCGGUUAACUCAGCCAAUCUACAAUACUUUGAUGCCUGUUUCGCUGGUGACGUAUCUCUUGAUUGUCCUCGACUUACCCGAUUAUCAAUGUCUUCCAUAAUCAGCAUUUUGAGGCUUAACACGCCUAACUUGGUAUCUUUGACGUUUAAUUCGGCUACUACCUUCCCCUUUGACAAAAACCACUUUCCGAUGCUUGCUCAUUUAAGCUUGGGGGAUUCCCGAACUGAACUUCAUUUGAAACAACAUUUGAAGACAGCAGACUUAAGCUUUAUGAGGUUACAAUCACUAUCAAUAAUAGCUGAUGAAGUGACUCUUUUAGGGUGUAGAGUUGUUGAGGAACCAAAGAUCUCCGCUCGCAAUAUCACCUUAAAGAGUUGUCUUUUCCCCAAUACUCAUCAAUUUAAUUGUCGGCAAUUACAAUAUUUUUUUGAUGGCUCCAUUCCAUCAAUGUUGCAAAACGUCACCAUAUGGUGGCACCCCUACGACUCCGAAGGCAAACCAUCAAAAUCAGUACCCCCUGACGUGUUUGUUGGGUGUAAGCAUUUACAGUCGGUGACGAUCCAUCUUGCAAUCGUUGACUGGAGCGAAAACAAUCGCCUCAAAAUACCUGCCUCGGUGAAACAAUUACUGCUUGUACACGUCCAAUCUAAAGAGGUGUGGCUUGAAUUUGAAAAUGAGACAACUCUAGACCACUUUGAGUUGGUGGCAUCCGAUGACGAUUUGCCUAAAUGGUCAAUGAGCAGCUUGGGUUUGACGAUAAAGCCACCUUCAUUCAUCAAGCCCCUGUUUCUUUAUUCACAUGGUCAUAUAACUUUCCAACUUAACCGUGGUGAUGAUCUUCACAAUCCUUGA